AAUUGUGAUACGUAUAUUUGGCGUAAUAACUAUCGUUUGGACUGCGAAGAGAGAAAAACAAGCGUAAAAGCCAAGCUAAACCAGUAAGCAUCUCUCACUCCAAACUCGGCCAUUCUUCUUCACAGUGAGUGAUUUUUGAGUUUUGCGCUUCGGACUAAAUAGAUUUCUUGCGCUUUUCCGCAAACAACAAACAAUAUUUAGAGAGAGAAACCAGAGACGGCUUCGCAAUGACGAACUCCGCCGUGCAACAGAGCCGAUCGAGGGACCUCGACAAGCUUCUCCUCCGCCCCGGCAACCUCGUGGAACCCGCCUUCGAGCCCGGCCCCGGUCUGAGAGAGGACCUUAAAGAGUUAGUGAAGGUUUUGGUGGUUGGGGCUGGUGGAUUGGGGUGUGAGCUGCUUAAGGACUUGGCUUUGUCUGGUUUUAGAGAGCUCGAGGUCAUAGAUAUGGAUCGUAUUGAGGUUUCCAAUCUCAAUCGUCAAUUCCUCUUCAGACUUGAAGACGUUGGUAAGCCUAAGGCUGAGGUGGCUGCAAAACAUGUCAUGGAAAGAGUUAGUGGUGUGAAUAUUGUGCCACACUUUGGCAGGAUUGAAGACAAAGAGCUUGAUUUUUAUAGUAAUUUCAACAUUAUUGCCCUUGGUCUUGAUUCUAUUGAGGCUCGGAGCUACAUUAAUGCUGUAGCUUGUAGUUUUCUGGAGUAUGAUUCUAAUGAUAACCCAUUAGAAGAAACAAUCAAGCCUAUGGUAGAUGGUGGCACUGAGGGUUUUAAGGGCCAUGCAAGGGUCAUCAUGCCAGGGGUGACGCCUUGCUUUGAGUGUACCAUCUGGCUUUUCCCUCCUCAAGUGAAGUUCCCUUUAUGCACCCUUGCAGAAACGCCUAGAAAUGCUGCUCAUUGUAUUGAAUAUGCUCACUUAAUUAAAUGGGAUGAGGUUCAUAGUGGAAAGGCUUUUGAUCCUGAUGACCCGGAACAUAUGAAGUGGGUCUAUGAUGAGGCUGUAAAGAGAGCUGAGCUUUUUGGCAUUCCAGGAGUUACUUAUUCUCUUACUCAGGGUGUUGUGAAGAAUAUCAUACCUGCCAUUGCUUCCACCAAUGCAAUUAUUUCAGCUGCUUGUGCACUAGAAACAUUGAAGAUCGUAUCUGGAUGCAGCAAAACAUUGUCAAACUACUUAACGUACAAUGGUGCGGAAGGUCUCCACACUAAAGUGACCGAAUUUGUCAAGGACAAGGACUGUCUUGUAUGUGGUCCAGGAGUUCUGGUUGAGCUAGAGACUUCAGUAACAUUAGAAAAGUUUAUCGGUUUACUCGAGGAGCACCCGAAGCUGCAGUUGUCGAAGGCGAGCAUCUCACAUCGAGGGAAGAAUCUAUACAUGCAGGCACCUCCAGUGCUUGAGGAGAUGACCAGAUCAAACCUAGGCUUGCCACUUUUUGACCUGAUGGGUAAAAUUUCCAAGGAUGUUGUCCAUGCAACUGGUACAAUCAUUACGAGUGACAAGAAGAUUUCCUGUUUGAGAAAAUUACGUGUUGUUUUCAAGGGAGUUGAUGGAGUUGCAGAUAUGGAUACAGCUGGUGGGGCAUAAUUUUUAUUUUUAUUUUUAUUUUAAAUUUUUUUUUUUUUGGGUACUCGAUCUAGAUCUAAUUUGGAGCUUAGAACUCGGAAAGACUUCAAAAGACAUUGCUCUCUCUCUGUCUUUUUGCAAUUAUUGCAUCUUUGAUGGGGGGAUAA
This is a messenger RNA of Morus notabilis, 1723 nucleotides long. Its product is annotated as NEDD8-activating enzyme E1 catalytic subunit. Bases 228 to 1577 code for a protein of 449 amino acids. Gene Ontology annotation, biological process: protein neddylation. Gene Ontology annotation, molecular function: NEDD8 activating enzyme activity. The transcript is spliced from 9 exons. Gene Ontology annotation, cellular component: nucleus; cytoplasm. Lineage: Eukaryota; Viridiplantae; Streptophyta; Magnoliopsida; Rosales; Moraceae. The record is from RefSeq and is a predicted model, not a curated record.